Cyphellophora attinorum is the source of this 1632-nucleotide messenger RNA. Its product is annotated as High-affinity glucose transporter RGT2. Gene Ontology annotation, biological process: carbohydrate transport; transmembrane transport. Bases 1 to 1632 code for a protein of 543 amino acids. The record is from RefSeq and is a predicted model, not a curated record. NCBI's taxonomy places the organism in Eukaryota, Fungi, Ascomycota, Eurotiomycetes, Chaetothyriales, Cyphellophoraceae. The transcript is spliced from 3 exons. Gene Ontology annotation, molecular function: carbohydrate:proton symporter activity. Gene Ontology annotation, cellular component: membrane.
AUGGCCGACCAAAGCCUCAAAGCACACUGGCGAUGCCUCCUCGCUUGCUUCCUGCUCUGCCUCUCGCCACUGCAAUAUGGACUUGACUUUGGUCUCAUCGGUGGUUUCCAAGCAAUGCCAUGCUUCUUGGAAGUCUACGGCUAUCGUGAUCCAAAUCCUAUGAACCCACUGGGAUGGAACUUGACCACUGUGGUUCAGCAGCUGAUCUCAUCACUCAUGACGAUCGGAGCAUUUGCUGGAUCUCUCGGCGCCGGACCCAUGAGUGUGUACCUGGGACGAAAGCCUUGUGUCUGGAUUGCAUGUGUUCUGUGCUGCGCGUCCAAUGCAAUCAUGCAGGGCACUACCUCAAUCGGUGCACUGUAUGUAGGAAGGACUCUCAUCGGUAUCUCUAACGGCUUCUUCAUGACAUUCGGCCAGCUCUACAUCCAAGAGGUCAUCCCCGCUCGCUAUCGAGGCGCCAGCAUUGCUUCCUUCAACGUCUUCACCAGUCUUGGAGCUCUCGUUGGUACCGUUGUCGACAACUUCACGGCCAAGAUGCAGGACAAGCAGUGCUACCGCGUGCCGCUAUCAGUCAUCUAUGCUGUCCCUGCGAUCAUCUUCGUCUGCCUCUUCUUCAUCCCAGAAUCACCACGAUAUCUCGUCAGCAAGGGCAAGUUCGAGCAAGCAAGGAAGGGACUUGUCUGGCUCCGACCAACUGGCAGCAACAUCGAGGCUGAGAUCCUCUCGAUCGAAGAAGCAGCCCGUCUGGACAAAGAAAUGAGCGAGUCGACUGGCUGGCUCGACCUGGUUCGCCGACCUCUCGACCGCAAGCGCACCAUGCUUGCCGUCGGAGCAGUCACUACUCAAGCUGCUUCCGGUGCCUUCUUCAUGAUCGCGUACGGCACAUAUUUCUUUGAGAUGGCUGGUGUGGGCAAUGCUUUCGAGAACUCGUGCAUCCUCAGCGGUGUCGGUGUUGCCGCCAUCUUGUUCUGUGUGGCAAUUAUGCCAAGAUUUGGACGUCGUCGCCGUUUCUUGACCACCAGUUUGAUCAUCUGCGGCAUUACACAAUUGAUUGUGGCUGUUGUCUACACGAAGCGGGACAAGAACAACCCAGAGAUGACCGGCAAACUUAUCGUGGCUUUUUCGAUCAUCUACAUUGUGGCUUACAACGGAGGCAUGUCCAGCUUUGCCUGGGUCGUGGGUGGCGAGCUUCCACGCCAGAGUCUCCGAUCCUACACCUUCGGUGCCGCUGCUGGUGUCGGCUUCUUGGGUGCCUGGCUUGCGGCGUUCACGGCGCCUUACUUUAUCAACCCUGCCAGUCUCAAUUGGGGCCCACAGUACGGUUACAUCUGGUUCCCUAGCUGUCUUCUGGCGGCUGCCUUCGUCUUCUUCUUCAUUCCUGAAACCAAGGACCGCACACUCGAGGAGAUCAACGAGCUCUUCGAGGCAGGUGUCCCCGCGAGGAAGUGGGCCGGCUAUCGCACUUCGACCCCAAGCAGCAGCAUCCAGGAGAAGCCGCUUCCUGCAACUGCAAACACAAUCGAGGGCGGCGCUAUCGGCAAGCCGAUCGCCGAUGCCUCUGUUGAGAUGGUCGAGGAUGUUGUACAUCACGAUCAUCACCAUGGCGGCAGGAGGAGCCUGGAGCAGGUGUGA